This is a messenger RNA of Heterobilharzia americana, 3468 nucleotides long. The record is from the annotation of a GenBank genome assembly. Lineage: Eukaryota; Metazoa; Platyhelminthes; Trematoda; Strigeidida; Schistosomatidae.
AUGCGUCGGAUUCGUGAUGUUCAGGAGCUUAAGGCAUGCAUCCAACGUUGUCGACGAGCAGAUCUUGAUAGACUAAUAAAACUUACUAAUCUUCCCCGUGGAGGCCUGAAACAAGAUAUUCAGAUGAGGCUUAUUUCGUAUCUAGAGCAAGAUCCUUCAACAGAAUUCAUUUCUGCCCUCCAUGAACUAAGAACUCUUAUGUAUGGUGCAACUAAUAUCCAAUUUUCUCGACAACGUAACGGAAAUUCUAAUCCACCCUACUCUUCAGAUGAUCCUCCAGCUUCUCUUUUGUACUUAACCGCUGCUGCAAACCGUUCUUUAGAAUUACUGGAGAAUAAUACAGGACCACAUCCAUAUUUAUCAAGUUCAAAAACUAACUAUGGAUGUCAAAAGGAUCAGUCAUUUUGCAAUCUUCCAACUUCACAGUCUCAUCCAAAUAGUACAAGCGUUGUUCAACAGUCAUCCUUUAGUGGUGUAAAUAUUGCGAAAGAAAGGGAGCAACAGUUUCAGAACGAAGACUCGUUUAAUCAGCUUAUGCACAGGUCAUCGCUUUCAGUGAAUCCCAUGAUUAAUCCAUCUGUUUGGGCAGCUUGGACUUCUGCCAAUAAAUUACUACCAGAACAUCAGAGUGCAGCAAACUCACAACUCUGUUCCUCCCAGAGUCCCCAGACUUCUUUUAGCAACUUCCACUCGUGUUCUCGAACUGCCGCUACCUCUUCUCUGUCCACUUCAUCUAGCUCAAAUAUGACAGUUGUUAAUUCAAGUCUGUCUAAGUAUUCUGAAUGUACUCAGUCUACAGUUGGUGCACCUUGCUCUGAAUCAAAAAUAGCUACUAUCACAUACAAAAUAGGGCCACUCAUAACAUUAGCUGGAGCUUUGAGAUUCACAUCAGAUCAAGCAGAGACCAUUACUUAUCAUUGCUGGCGUGGAGCUGAUGAGCGAAUGGAAUUCGGAGUACAAGUGAUUAUGCGUUUUGGUCGUUUAAAUCCUCAAGCUUGUGAAAAUCUUGUACAGACGUAUGAGUUGACUGGUAGUCGUAAGUCGGGUAGUUUUUCCCUGAAUAAGCCAAUCAAGAUUCCACUAGUUGAAGAUAGUCUUCCGGUUCAUUUAAUGAUUCAAGUCAAUGGUCGUUCUGUUCAACUGCCCCCUCUUUUGCCAAGUAAUCGUCCAGGAAUGGAUGGUCGCCGCAACCCUAGACCUAUUAAUAUUACCCAGUCUCUUCAUGUUUCUCCUACUGUUCCAAAUUAUAUCAAAUUGACUUGGACUCAUGAUUACACUAGUUUUACAUACAAUGUUGUUGGGAUAUAUUUAAUGCGUAGACGCUCACCAAAGCAAUUAUGCGAUCUCUUACACUCCACUUCACUUCAGAAUGCUAAUGUAAUGCGAAUGGAAAUAAUAAAAAAGCUAAGCCCCAGUGGUAAUUUUACUAGUGGUUCUGCUGUACAUAACCAGAGUCAUUCCGCAGCACACACUGAUGACGACGAUGACUUAGUCAUGCCGAAUACGCUACCUGUUCAACUUCUCUGUCCCUUAUCCAAAUGCCGUAUUGAAGUACCUGUGCGUGGUCGUAAUUGCCGCCACGUUCAGUGCUAUGAUGCAACAACCUACCUCAUAAUUAAUGAACGUAAACCAACCUGGAAUUGUCCUGUGUGUGAUGGUAAAGCCACCUAUGGAGAUUUAAUAAUCGAUGGCUUGUUUCUUGAAAUUCUAAGCUCGAAACGCUCUCAGGAUCUGGAUGAAAUCAUAUUUCAUGCUGAUGGAUCUUGGUCAGCUAUAGGUGAAGAUAUGGCACAUAAAAAGUCAGAAAAUAAUACUAAUAGUAAUAUAACUGAAUCACCUCCAUGUCGUGAUUAUAACCAACGCUAUGGCUUACUAGAAAGUCCUUACACUAGUCAUAUCACUCCGAAUUCCAUCAUAUCAGCUACUGAUUCAGUUGGUUCUUCUUCAUUUAGACAUUCAUUUAAUACUUUAUCUCCUACUAAUUCAGUCAAUUCUUCGUCUAAUCAACAUACUUCCUGCGUUAGUCAGUUAUCAGAAUCUCCUGCACUUACUGUACGCUCCUCAAGAGUUGCUCCAAUGAUCCGAAAUGAAAUCAGCAAUAUCACUGGUUCAAAUACACCUGCUUAUCACAUGUCAGUUUCUAAGCAAACCUCGCAGGAUAAAGAACAAAAUCAACAAACUGGUCAAGAGCCCUCCUCCUUGACUAUUGAUUUAACGUUGUCUGAUGACGAAAAUGAGCAACAGAAUAAAAGUGUACAAAAUAUUAUAAGUAAUAGUCGAAUCCCCAUAACGGACACUAACUCCUCUGCACGUUUAGUAAAUGCAGUGGCACCAUUACCAUCAUCUUUAUCACCCCAGUUCCCACCCAGCGAAUUUUCACAGUCAACUCUUUGUUCUGAAAAUACUCCUCAAUUUCCACUUUCCUCAAGUAUGACUAGUAAACAGUCAUCAACGUCCCUAUCAAAUGUUUCAUACGUUGAAAGGUGUAAUCAGACAUCAACUGUGCCUACUGUUCAUCCAUUAGAAUCGAAUCUCAUACAAUCGACGUACGUCAGUCGAAGUAUUGAGACGCCUAAUUAUCCUGGCACCGUUACCUCUUCAAAUCCAAAGCAUUUUCCGUCUGCUGGUGAUCGUGAUCUUACGAAACGUUCGUAUAAUGACAGCAUCCACUCCAGUACCCAAAUAGAUGUACCCGUCAGCUUGUCAUCAGUUUCAUUGGUUGGAAGUAAACGCGGCAUUUCAUCAGAACAGGAUUUUCCUCUAUUAAAUUCCCAUGAGGUCGCAAAUCAACCAUUGACAAGUAUUGAAACACGUAGUGGUUUAACUAUCCACUCAGUUUCUUCUCUUUCAAAUGAAUCUAGGCAUUGUACCCUUGCGCCAGUCAAGAUACCCCGAAAUGAAAUAACACACAAUGAAUUUCCUGGAUCGUUUACAACUUGUUACCAGGGUCCCUGUUCAAACAAUGCAACUAUUAAUAAUAAUAGUAAUAACAAUGCGAAAAGAUCUACAAGUAGUCCGGCUUUUUCAGAUUCCUAUAAACACCACAACAAUGCAUCUCGACAACAACAAGUGCAAGGAUAUCACAACAGACCAUCCACAUCAUUCUAUGCAGACCAGUCAUCGAAUCGUUCUUAUCACAAUGAAAAUUCAUCAAAUGGUAAUACUCGUUAUUCAUACCAUAAUCCGAAUGAAUCAAAUAGUAUAAAUAGAGCAUACGGCUGUUAUCCGUCCUCCAGAAAUGUUCAUUAUCCAACCACAGACUCUACUGCGAUAAAUCCACACGGUAGACAAACAUCAUGUAAUGUUCGUAAUCCAUAUUCGUGUUAUGAGCCUCAUUAUAGGAAUUCACCUAGUAAUCCAUCUAUCAGGGACGUACUUCAGUAUAAUUCGCAUCAAAUGAAAUCUUCCGAAUUGUCUAAUUCGAAGUAUUAUAGCAAUUCACUUGAUUCACGUAGAGGAUUUCAUUAA